Molecule: messenger RNA, 3706 nt
Organism: Plutella xylostella (diamondback moth)
Lineage: Eukaryota; Metazoa; Arthropoda; Insecta; Lepidoptera; Plutellidae
Source: RefSeq, a predicted model, not a curated record
UGCCGGUCGAAGUAUAAAGCUUGGAGGUGGUAGAGCGAGCAAGGCAUUCAGACGCUAACAGUGCACCAGUGAAGUGGUAGAAAGUACAGUUCUAUAUUUAGCAGAACAACAAAAAAUAACAAUAUCUGUCUAAAUAUAAAAAGAAACAAAAUACAAAAAUCAUGCGGUGGUUAACGAUAAGCUGUUUGCUGCUACCGAUAAUCAUCGCGAGCGCGGCCGCUGAGUGGUCGUGGGGAGGCGAUUCCGCGGCGAAGGAAACUAGCGAUAACACUGAACUACUAGAAGGUGAACGGUUGGGCGCAGCACAGGAUAAGGACCUGGAGUCUAAUGGCACCGUUCUAGAUGACAUUGUUGGAGAAAUCAUCAGCAGCAAACAGGGCAGGAGCCUGGGCGGCUUUGACGACGUGUAUGCAGACCCGACCAUCAAAGACGCUCUGGAAGCUGGAGACGACUCUGAGGCCAGACAGCUGGUCAAGGACCGUUUGUGCAGUCUGGGAUUAGUGCAAUGCGACGAUGAGGAUGUCCAAGAAAAACGAACCUACGUCUCUCCCGAUGAACUGAUCUACGCUCAACCUGUCGACAUCACGCCUGUAGGAAAGCCGAUCGCUUCCAUUCCUGUCCGUGGACCCCCGCGAGCGUACGGAGCACCCAAACCAAUGCCGCAAUACCAAUCCCGCCCCAUUAAAACACCACCGAAGAGGAUGGGCUAUGGCGAAAACGUGCGACCAGGAUUCUCCGAAAAAUACGGACAAGUCUCCAACAACCAAUAUUCCCAGAGCAACGGUCUCUACAAUGGAUUCAAUGCACAGAACUACGUCACUAAACCCCCAAGUUACGCUGGUGAAAGCCCUUACGCUUACGAAAACAACAGGCCCAGCUACAACAACAAAGCCCCCGCCUCGUCUUCUGGCUCGAAGCCGGAGUCCGUCGUGCAGCAACAUGUGCACCACCACUACGUGCACGAUGACUCGAACAAGGACCCGAAGGUCAUCAUCAAGCCCGUGGCCAUCCCCGUUGGCUCCGUCGGCUCCAUCAAUGCCCAGUCCCUCGCCCAGCAGCAAACCGACAUCAUCACCGCCGCCGGAGGCGACUACAGCUUCGGAAGCGGCAGCGGCGGAUUCAAGCCGAUGUCGGGCAUCUACGCCCAGGAGAACCGACCAAUCAACACUGAUACUAUCUAUGGUUCUCAAUACAACCAGGGAGGCUACAACAAAGGAUCCGGUAACAUUGGCGGUCAAGGGCUACCAGGACCUUAUUCGCCUAACUCAUUCGACGAUCAAAAGUACGGCAAUUCCCUAGGAAACUACGCCAGCAACACUGAUUUCUACAAGAAAGAAUUCCAAGUGGGAUCUUCUGGAAAUAGCUUAUACAACCAGGGCCCUGCUACUUUUGGCCAGAACAACGGCUUCCAAGACAACUACCAUGAGCCCAAGGCCCAAGGAUUUGAGUGCGUUUGCGUCAACUACGAUCAAUGUCCCAGUCAAGAAAUUAUUGGCCGCAGAGAUGACCUUUACCUGCCAAUCGACCCAAGAAACAAAGGCAGUGAAAUCACAGCUCUGACUGAAGAUCAGUUAGAUAAUGUAACCGUAUCGGAAUCUACAUCCGAAACCAAACCUGCUAACUCCACAGAAUCCGAAGCUAAAACAGUAUCCAAGCGUGAGGUCAAAGCUGAAGAAAAAUCUGACGAAGCCAACAAAGAUGUCGAACCGCGCUUCUUUGGAUCGGCCGGCUACGGCGGCAAUGGCAAUGGCAACAAACAAGUGCAGCCCACGUUUGGUGUCUCUUUUGGGUUGCCCCAGACUUCUCAUGGUGGUUAUCCUGUAAAUCCCUUUAACGCAAAUCCUGUCCAAAAUCCUUAUGGUCCAGCACUCAAUGGAGGUGGCCUGAAUUUGGGUCUCGUAUCUGUUAAUCCGUUGUUAGCCGUACAAGUUACCAAAAACGAUUACGGUGAGAAGGUAGUCAAACCAUUUGUCAACCUCCACGUUACUCCUAAUGAGCAUGUAGUUAAUAAACUUGGCCACUUGCUUCAUGAACAGAAAACAUAUCUGCUGAACAAACACGAGCACUAUCAUCAUCAUGAUCCGUACCACCACUACAAUCCCGUCCGCCCUUACUACAACCACCACAUCCCGCAUCCUCCUCACUAUUCUUCCCCACAUUACCCCUCCCCGCACUACCCCGCGCCGCACUACCCUGCCCCUCACUACCCCAGACCUCCAGUUUAUUCUCCUCACCACAAUCAUUACGAACCAACUGGAUACGGUCCAGUUUUUAAACAAAAUGCUAAUAUCCCAACCGGACAUGAUGAUGAUUACUACGACGAAGAUAAUGGCAAUAGUUACGAUGACCAGUCCUUAGAUUACAACUCCGGAUUCUACAAUCCCUCUUUUGAAAGAUCAGCUAAUAAUAGUAAUUUGAACGGCAACAACUAUGCCAACCGCUAUGCGUAUUCCCGAUCCCUGACCCUUCCCUCGCCUAGUCCUGGGGCAAACCGGGGAGGCCAAACCGUCAAAUUCCCAUCGAAUAGAAGAAAGAGGGACACUACUGUAGAAACUGUUAAAAGCGAGACUAUUGAAGAGAGAGCAUACGGCCGUCCUCAGCUACCGCAGCAACAGUGCCGAGCUAACCAAGUGUGCUGCCGUAAGCCUCUGCGCCCACAAGCCGCCAACCAAGGCCAGUGCGGUAUCCGCCACUCUCAGGGAAUAAACGGCAGGAUCAAGACCCCGUCAUACGUCGACGGCGACAGCGAGUUCGGAGAGUACCCGUGGCAGGUCGCCAUCCUGAAGAAGGACCCGAAAGAAUCCGUCUACGUUUGCGGAGGAACACUGAUUGAUGGACUACACAUUAUGACUGCUGCUCACUGCAUUAAAUCACAUCACGCUUCUGACCUGCGAGUCCGUCUCGGCGAAUGGGACGUGAACCACGACGUGGAGUUCUUCCCCUACAUCGAGCGAGACGUCCUCUCCGUGCACGUGCACCCGCAGUACUACGCCGGCACCCUGGACAACGACCUCGCCAUCCUGAAACUGCAGUCGCCAGUCGAAUGGACGAAGUACCCCCACAUCAGCCCCGCCUGUCUGCCCGACAAAUACACCGACUACGCCGGACAGAGAUGCUGGACCACUGGAUGGGGCAAGGACGCGUUUGGAGACUACGGGAAGUACCAGAACAUCCUGAAGGAGGUGGACGUGCCGAUCCACGGCCACAACCAGUGCCAGCAGCAGCUGCGGCAGACGCGGCUCGGCUUCAACUACGAGCUGAGCCCCGGGUUCCUGUGCGCCGGCGGGGAGGAGGGCAAGGACGCGUGCAAGGGAGACGGCGGUGGCCCGCUGGUGUGCGAGCGAGGCGGCACGUGGCAGCUGGUGGGCGUGGUCUCGUGGGGCAUCGGCUGCGGCCAGCCCGGCGUGCCCGGCGUGUACGUCAAGGUGGCGCACUACCUCGACUGGAUCGCGCAGGUCACCGGCAAAUACUCCAACUACAACUAAGCUUCGCGGCAAGCUCACAGCAUAUCAUCUCAUAAUGCUUAUCAUGAAAGUGAAACUAUCAAGAAAGUAUUUAUUUUUUAGACUCUAGUAGACUAUUUAAUUUUAAUUUAUUAUGCUUUGGAUGGUAAUAUCCAGAGUGGCCAAGUAAAUGCGUGUAGCAAUUUUUGUAUACAAUACAUUUUUAAAUGUUAAUAAAAUUAUUAAAUUAAAUAUAAAAUACA